Messenger RNA from Nasonia vitripennis (jewel wasp), 3726 nucleotides. Its product is annotated as O-acyltransferase like protein. The transcript is spliced from 13 exons. The record is from RefSeq and is a predicted model, not a curated record. Gene Ontology annotation, molecular function: acyltransferase activity, transferring groups other than amino-acyl groups. Bases 353 to 2659 code for a protein of 768 amino acids. NCBI's taxonomy places the organism in Eukaryota, Metazoa, Arthropoda, Insecta, Hymenoptera, Pteromalidae.
CGCGUUUGGAGACGUCGGCGGGGCACACGACUUGGCGCGGCGAACGGCCCGACACAGUCGAGAUCGAACGAGCGAAGGAGCGCGCGGCGCGAGUGCAUCGGCGAAAAUUUCGAAAGAGAGCCACAGACGAGACCGAUGCCGACCGAUCGGCCAGCAGAGUCGAUCACGCUCUGCGAUUACAGUUUAUUGAUAAUCGACCAGUGACUUAUUUGACUUUGGGAUUAUUCUCAUUCUCGACUCUUCUGUGACGAGUUCUCUCCUUCCUCUUGUUCCACAAUCUAGGCAGUUGCCGAUUUUUGGCAGAUUCGCUCAUUCCGAAGGGUUGGCUUCUGCUGCAAGAGAAGACGAGAAGAUGAGGGCGUGUUCGGGCCUCUCGAGGUUAGCACUACUGCUGGGGAUCUGUUGCCUGGUCGGGAAAUCGUUGGCCGGCCAGUCGGUCGAUGUUAUACGAGGCAACCUCGGCUCGAGCAUCCAAGAGGAGGAGAUUCUACGCGUGCUGUCGCAGAACAAGACCGGCGCAGCUUCCGAAAACUUCACCCUCGUCGAGCUCAUCGGAGCCGUGGCUCGGCGUUACAACGACUCUGCAAGCCCCGUCACCGAGGAGAUUCUCAAUCAUUGGACCAUUGGUAGCAGGACUACCAAUCCUUAUUAUGACGUUUACAGAGAAGACAUCGACCAAGAAGCCCGGAAAUUCCUGCAGAUCGUCCCGCCGUUCGAGCCCAGCGCCGGAGAGGUCAGCCCCGAGUGCAAGAAACACGCUGACCUAUAUAAGAGAGAGCUGAACAAGUUCACCCUUUGGGCUCUGAAGAUGUACGACGCAACAGCGAAGAUGCCGUCGGGUCUGCUGAGCGGCAACGUCAACCAGCUGGGCGACUACGACGAGUGCGUGGGCGUCGAGGGCUCGGAAGGUCUGCGCGGCCAGUACUGCCUGGCUUACCUGCAGCUCGAAGUCGACGGCUCGAGACCGGACCUGCAGCACCUGCACCGACUCCUCCACUCGCACUAUGCCUUCCGCAGCAACGUGUCCGACCCUGGACACCGAGUGCCGCGUUUCGGAACGGUCAACUGGGCGGUAUGCGCUCCAUCGGGCUGCAGUCCCCGAGACGUGGAGGCGUCUCUCAGACACACGCUUGACAAGCACACCGAGGAGACCGGACUCAAGAUCAGUGUCAAGGUCGAGCCGGAGAUGUGCCAGAUGAGGAGGACCGAACCGCUGCCCAGGGAGACCAUCGUCGUUGGUCUGUUCUUCAUCGGAGUGUUGCUGCUGUCGAUAGCCACGGGCCUGUGCGAGCACUACGACGUACCUCUGAGCCCUGUGCUCUCGGCUUUCUCGCUGAAGAAGAACGUUUUGAAGCUGGUGUCGUUGGAGCGCAGCGAGAGCGACAUCGCCACCCUUCACGGCAUCCGAGCUUUCAACGCCUUUAUGCUCUUGCUGUCCCACAAGAGUCUCGCCCUGUUCUUCAACCCCUACGUCAACCGCACGGAGAUGACCGAGUACAUCGGAAAGCCCUGGACUGUCAUCGGAAGGGCGGCUAGUCUGUACACGGACCCGUUCAUAAUGCUUUCAGGACUGCUGACCACCUACUCGUUCAUUGGGAGACUCAACAAGAGCGGAAAACUGGACGUCAAGAACGAGUACAUCAGCAGACUGUUCAGGCUGGUACCGACUCUGGGAGCUCUCAUUCUGUUCUGCACGUACGUGAUGCCGUUCAUCGGCUCCGGACCUCAGUGGAACCUGGUCGUCACCCAACACGCGGACAUCUGCAAAAGGACCUGGUGGCGAAACUUCCUCUUCAUCCACAAUUACUUCGGAUUCGAAAACAUGUGUCUCACGCACACGCAUCACGUUGGCAUCGACACCCAACUGUUCGCGCUGUCGCCGCUAAUGGUACUUGCCAUUUACAAGAAACCAAAGAUCGGAGCUGCCGUUUUGGCGUUUGCGGCAGUUUUCUCGACCGCGCUCAGAUACUACGUCACCUACUACUAUCGCCUCAACAACUACAUAUUCUUCGGCACAUCGAUAAGACAACUGUUUGACACGGCCAACUUUUCGUACAUUCUACCUAGCCACAGACUUACCGUUUACAUACUAGGAGUAGGAGUAGGAUAUUUGCUAAGAAAGUUGCCAAAAAAUUACAAAAUUAACGACACGCUCAUUCGCGUCGGAUGGUUCCUCUCCAUACUGAUGUUCAUGGGAGCCUUCUUCGGACCAGCCGGUAUGGGCGACAUCGAUUACGUGUACAACCCAGUUCACGCAGCCACAUACAACGCAUUUGCUCCGAUCGGAUGGUGCGCCGUGUUCAUUUGGGUCACGUUUCUGGCGCACACUGGAAACACCGAUGGCUGGCUGAGCAGAUUUUUCGCAUGGAAAGGCUUUCUCAUCACCACGAGAUUGAGCUACGCAGUUUACUUGACGCAGUUCCCCGUGUUUUUCUUCAACGUUGGCCAAACCAGGAGCGCGGAAUACAUUGGAUUCAUCAGAAUGAUGCUGAACUUCAAAGAGUUGGUAUGGAUCCUCGGAACUUCGGCCGUUCUUACACUUCUCUUCGAGACUCCCUUCCAGAAUCUCAAGAACAUCUACUUCAAGAGACAAUCCGCACCGGCGACGAAAAUUUCACCGACGGUUGAGAAAACGAUAGUAGACAAGAAAGUAGAGUGAAAACAAGAAUAACAUUCGCUGGAUAGAUGACUAUAAGUUCUCUGCGAGGAUCGCAUACUCGUGUCUCUUAGUCUUUAACGAUGCAGGGGUAUGCAAAAGUCACAAAACAACCUCACGUAGACUUAUUGCCGUUGUAAGCGCGUACUUACGAAUUUCGUCUAUCGAUUUUGUAUAUAAAAUUCUAGCGAGUCCCCUGAUAGAAAUUACGAUAUUACAUAAACUUGCGAUUUAGUCUAAGUGCCUUAUUGGUGUAAGCAAUCGUUGGACUGGGUGGAAAUUGAGUGACGCCGUCAUCGCAGCAGUUCUUUUACGAGAUUUUUAGCAAAAAUUAUACAGAAGCUGAAUCAAGUUUCUAGUCAUUUUCACUAAACAAUCGUAUUCAGGAUCGACUGUUCAAUAAAAAAUUCCAACAAUUUUCGCACGAUGUAUAAACAAUUUAUGAGAUUAACGAUACAAAUUCGUCUAGAUUAAUGGACAAUCGUGUGUUAAUUUUUUAAGCCUUACGAUUGAUUUACUUGUCAAACUCGUCGAUAUUCACUUGACGCUUUAGACUAGGUGCGUACUCUUUAUAAAUAAGAUUAGUUUGCGCUAAAAUUAUUGGAAUCAAUGGGAAUGUCCGUAUGGUUUUUAUGGCGUAAUUUUAUACUUAGACGAUUUUAUAGAUUUAGGACUGAUAGAAAAGCGUUAUAUGUAGUUUAAAUUAGAUAGCGAACGUUUGACUAAUUAAGUUAUCGUCUGGUGAUAUAGAAAAUUCUCAGUAUCCACUCAGAAAAACGUUAAAAAUUUUUAUCAGGCCUGCGGACUCGCUUAAACCGACAAGUGCAAUUGCUUGCCCUCAUAUACAAUGUAUAUGAAAGCCAAAAGCAUAUAAUUUGAUAAGUCUAACUAUAGCAUUCUGCGUAUGUAUUGUAAAUAUCUACACCUCUUAUACGUUGUUUUUAUACACAAGUACAACAAAAAACAUGAUAUCAUAUUGUUUUUCUUAUUUUUUCAACGAUUUAAUCGAAUUAGUGUAUUUAUUUAAGUAUUUUUAGGACUAAGAAAUAUAGCUUAUGACGAAAAGAGAA